AAAACAAAAUGAAGAACAACGUAUUAAAGUUUUACCAAAACAAAUACUAGUAAAUGAAGAAGAUGGAACUUCUAAAAUACUAUUUAAUGAAACAACUAACAUUAUUAGUUCUGAUAAUACAUCAAUUAAGAAGCGGUCUAGUGAACUUCAACUUGGCGAAAAAAGAAUGAAGCUUAUAAACU
Molecule: messenger RNA, 182 nt
Organism: Scutellospora calospora
Lineage: Eukaryota; Fungi; Glomeromycota; Glomeromycetes; Diversisporales; Gigasporaceae
Source: the annotation of a GenBank genome assembly